AUGUCUUAUCAAGAAGAUUUGAAUAUAAAUAGUGAACGGAAAAAAACAAAUCGGAAUGCAUCAUCUAAACAGAGUAAUAAACAAGAUUGGAAGAAGAAUGCGAGCUAUGAAAAUGAACCAAAUAUUCAAAGAAAUGGCAAAGAAGUAUUGAAUUGGAAAAGAAAUAGGGGAACUCAAAAUAACGAACCAAGUGAAUGGAGACAAAACAAGAAUCCAGGUAUUGAUUCGGAAAGAAAAGUGUGUUGGAGGACUAAUAAUAAUCACUCAAGUCCUAAAAGUUUAUCUCAACAACGUCUCAAUGAUAAAAAAGAUUUAGUCUUCGACAAGCGUGAUUUCUUGUUUCGUGAUAUACCUAAAAAGAUACGUGAGCAAAUUCAAUUAGACGAAGUAGCCAAAUACAGCGUGACGGAUAUGCGUACAGCGGAUGACAUAUCCGAUUUUAUUGCAGGAUUAGAUGGUUUGAAUGCAAAUAAUAUUGUGGUCACAGAUGGAACAGCAUGUGUUGGUGGCAAUACAAUUUCAUUUUGCAAGAAAUUUAAGAAAGUUCAAACAGUUGAAUUAGAUCAAAAUCGAUACAAUAUGUUAGUGAAUAACUUAAAACUAUUGGGAUAUACCAAUGUAACAUGCUAUCAUGCAGACUAUCUUGAAUUAUUAUGUACCUUAAACCAAGACAUUGUAUUUUUGGAUCCACCAUGGGGUGGACCUUGUUAUAAAGAAAAAGAUGAAGUUGAAUUAUUUAUGGGGAAUAUUCCACUAGAUGAAGUAUAAACCAACGAAAGUUAUAAUACUGAUGCGACAGAUCAAAAAAUAGCCGACAAGUCGACUUAUGCUGCUAUUGCCGCCACUGCUGCCAAGUUCGCCGUUGCUUAUGCUAGUGAUUAUGAGUGUGGAGACUAUGCUUAUAGUCGUGCUUAUGCGGCUGCUCGUGCUAUUGCUCGUGGUGGCGAUAAUGCUGCUCGCAUUGCUGCUACUGCUGCUUAUAUUGAUGCUACUGCUGAUAUGACACGUGCUCUUGAUUAUGAUGAUCCUCGUGAUGGUGCCACUUAUCUUCAAUUUGCUUCUACUUAUGAUUAUUACCCUACCGAUGGUACUGAUGAUGUUGAUGAUGUUGAUGAUGAUGAUGUUGAUAGCACUAAUAGUAUAGAAGGUGCUGAUUAUGCUAAUAGUACUGAUGGUACUGGUGGUACUGGUGGUACUAAUGGUAUUGAUGAUACUAAUGACGCUGAUGAUGCAGACGGUACUAAUGUUACUUAUCGUACUGAACUAGAUGCGGCUACUCUUGCUCCUCUUGACGAUGAUGAAUUUUGA
Messenger RNA from Rotaria sordida, 1308 nucleotides. The record is from the annotation of a GenBank genome assembly. Lineage: Eukaryota; Metazoa; Rotifera; Eurotatoria; Philodinida; Philodinidae.